Molecule: messenger RNA, 1067 nt
Organism: Planococcus citri (citrus mealybug)
Lineage: Eukaryota; Metazoa; Arthropoda; Insecta; Hemiptera; Pseudococcidae
Gene: Arpc5
Product: Actin-related protein 2/3 complex, subunit 5
Exons: 3
Coding region: 168-632 (154 amino acids)
Biological process (GO): cell migration; Arp2/3 complex-mediated actin nucleation; regulation of actin filament polymerization
Cellular component (GO): actin cytoskeleton; Arp2/3 protein complex; cytoplasm
Molecular function (GO): actin filament binding
Source: RefSeq, a predicted model, not a curated record
GAUUUCAUUUUGUUCUUGUUUUGCAAAUUUUGCUGAACAGAAAUUUUAUCAAAUUCUUUCAAUUUUGGUUCAGUGAGCUUUCUCCGUUAAUUAAUUAAUUUAUUCAUCGUGUGUAUAGUACAUUUUGAAGUAUAUUUCUCCUUGAACCGUAAGUAGAAUCUAGACCAAUGGCAAAAAAUACGUCGAGUACAACUUUUCGAAAAAUCGAUGUGGACCAAUACAACGAAGAUAACUUCAAGAUCGAUGAAUCAGCCGAGACCGGUGUACCGUCCAACUUUCCAGAUGACGCAGAAAUUACAUCUCUAAUUAAUCAAGGUAAACUAGACGAAGCUUUGAUCACCGUUUUGAAAAACGCCCCGAUGUCGGUAAAGAAUCGAAAUCCUCAAAUAAAAGAUAAAGCUCUACGAUUAAUGAUGAAGGUAAUGCUGUCGAUAAAAUCAUCGCAAAUGGACGACGUCAUCCAACGUUUAGACAUCGAACAAGUAGAUACGUUGAUGAAAUACAUUUAUAAAGGAUUCGAAACACCUACCGAAGGUAGCAGCGCUCAUUUACUCAUAUGGCACGAGAAAGCAUUCGCUGUAGGCGGACUAGGUAGUAUAGUUCGUGUUUUAACUGACAACAAACGAGUCUAAUAUAGCUAAAAUUUCACUUCAAAUUUCCAAAUUUCUUGCAUUUUUGUUUUAAUUUGUGAUGUUAUCUUAUACUUUGAUAGUUAUUUAUGCGAAUCGCUGCCAUUUAAACUCGCGGAUAACGCGAGUAAGUAAUACACGUAUAGUCGAAGACUAAUUCGGUAUUUCUGUAAAAAUGUAUUUCUUGAAGAUAUUCAAAUUUCAAAUGGCGUGUAUUAGGGAUUUUUAUCUAUUUCUUAUUGGUAUUUUUAUUGAUGAUGUACCUACGUUGUGCAUUUUAUCGUGUAUACUUUUUAUACCCUUGCAAUUGCAAUUAUUAAUAUACAAAUUAUGUAUUCACCCCUGCUAUGGGUAUUUUAUUUGUAAUAACUAACCCAUUCCUGUGUGCAUCAUUUCGGUGCUAUUAGUCAACUUGUAAUAAAUUUGUUUAUAUUUUUU